Molecule: messenger RNA, 1223 nt
Organism: Nicotiana attenuata
Lineage: Eukaryota; Viridiplantae; Streptophyta; Magnoliopsida; Solanales; Solanaceae
Exons: 2
Source: RefSeq, a predicted model, not a curated record
AUGGACAAUCCUAGAAAUAAAAGAUGGAUGUAUUGUGAUAGAGUUAGUAAAGAAUAUUUGGAGGGAGUAGAUGAUUUUUUAAAUCAUGCACUUUCUGAAAAACGUGGAGAAAAAAUUGCAUGUCCUUGUACGGAGUGUGUGCUUAUCCAUCAAGUAAAUCGGGCUACAGCAUAUAAUCAUCUUGUGGUUAAUGGUAUUAUACUGUCAUAUGAUACUUGGUUUUGUCAUGGGGAGUCUCUAAAGGGAUCAAACAAUGCUGGAGAAAAUAACCGAAGCCAUUCAACUCUAAGGGGCGAUAAUAUGCGAGGAAUGAUACAUGAUGCAUUUAUAGAUGUUACACAGUUCAUGGAUACUGACAUUAGUGAAAGUGGUGGCAUGGAUCAAAACGUACAAGAGAAUACUGCUCCUCCAUCUAGAAAUCAACCUCAUCCAGAGGUGGAUAAGUUUGAACGUCUCAUGAAGGAGGCAAAUGAAGAACUGUAUCCUGGAUGUAAGAAGUUUAGCAAAUUGUCUUUUUUGCUGCAUAUGUAUCGCUUAAAAUGCACGUUCAAAUGGUCAAAUGAAUCUUUUAAUUCUUUGCUUGGACUAUUGAAAGAUGCGCUUCCUGAAGGAGAAACAUUGCCUCCUUCUUUCUAUGAGACCAAAAAGAUAGUUGAAGGCUUGGGCUUAAAAUGGAAAAAUGAUGCUAGAAAAAUUUCAGCCAAGGUCCUAAGGUAUUUUCCUUUAAAACCAAGGCUACAGAGAUUGUUUAUGUCUUCAGAAACUUCUAAUGCAAUGCGAUGGCAUCAUGAAGAGCGCAACAAAGAUGGAGUUCUACGGCAUCCUGCAUAUUCUGAAGCUUGGAAAAAUUUUGAUAGUAAAUAUCCCGAAUUUGCUGGAGAUCCUCGCAAUGUGCACCUGGGAUUAGCUUCUGAUGGGUUUAAUCCAUUUGGCACAAUGCGAACUGUACACAGUACAUGGCCAGUGAUUUUAAUGCCAUAUAAUCUUCCACCAUGGAUGUGCAUGAAACAAGAGUUCUUCAUUUUGUCCUUACUUAUUCCUGGACCAAAAGCUCCUGGCAAUAAUAUUGAUGUCUAUUUGCAACCUUUAAUAGAAGAGUUAAAUGAAUUAUGGGAUGUUGGGAUAGAAACAUAUGAUGCCUCUGCUAAGGAGAUAUUUCAAAUGCGAGCAGCUCUCAUGUGGACUAUAAAUGAUUUUCCAGCAUAUGAUACUCUCUCUGGAUG